This is a messenger RNA of Pogoniulus pusillus (Red-fronted tinkerbird), 2248 nucleotides long. It is a transcript of the gene POLH, whose product is annotated as DNA polymerase eta. The coding region runs from base 19 to 2109 and encodes 696 amino acids. The record is from RefSeq and is a predicted model, not a curated record. Gene Ontology annotation, molecular function: DNA-directed DNA polymerase activity; damaged DNA binding. Gene Ontology annotation, cellular component: site of double-strand break; nucleus; replication fork. Gene Ontology annotation, biological process: error-prone translesion synthesis; response to radiation. NCBI's taxonomy places the organism in Eukaryota, Metazoa, Chordata, Aves, Piciformes, Lybiidae. The transcript has 10 exons.
CGAGUCGCUGGUGCGGGGAUGUCUCGGGGGCGGGAGCGCGUGGUGGCCCUGGUGGACAUGGACUGCUUCUUCAUGCAGGUGGAGCAGCGUCUCGACCCGCAGCUGCGCGGCCGCCCCUGCGCCGUGGUGCAGUACACCCAGUGGCAGGGUGGCGGGAUCAUCGCGGUGAGUUACGAGGCGCGAGCCUUCGGCGUGUCCCGUGGCAUGUGGGCGACGGAGGCGCGGGCGCUGUGCCCCGAUCUGGCGCUGGCGCGGGUGCCCCAGGCGCGGGGCAAGGCGGAUCUCACCCGGUACCGGGAGGCCAGCCAGGAGGUGAUGCAGGUGCUGUCGCGCUUCGCCGCUAUCGAGCGGGCCAGCAUCGACGAGGCGUACCUGGACCUGACGGGCAGCGCGCGGGAGCGGCUGCGCGCCCUGCAGGGGCGCCCCCUGGCGGCCGCGCUGCUGCCCACCACUUUCGUGCAGGGGCUGCCCGACGAUCGUGGCCCCCAGCCCGGCGAGAAGGAGGAGCUGCGGCAGUGUGGCUUGCAAGAGUGGCUGGCAUCACUGUCUUUUGAUAACCCUGAUUGUCCUGACCUGCAGCUGACCAUGGGCGCAGUCAUUGUGGAAGAAAUAAGGGUGGCUGUAGAAGCAGCCACUGGAUUCAGGUGUUCAGCUGGGAUUUCGCACAACAAAACACUGGCCAAACUGGCCUGUGGGUUAAACAAGCCCAACCGCCAGACUCUAGUAUCGUCACGAUUUGUCCCGCAGCUCUUCAGCCAGCUGCCUAUCAGCAGUAUCCGUAACCUGGGAGGCAAGCUUGGCACUGCCAUUACAGACAUCCUGGGAAUAGAGUACAUUGGUCAGCUGACACAGUUCAGUGAGACAGAGCUCCAGACUCACUUUGGAGACAAAACUGGGUCCUGGCUCUACGACUUGUGCAGAGGAAUUGAAGAUGAACCUGUUAAAAACCGGUACCUGCCUCAGUCCAUUGGCUGCAGCAAGAACUUCCCUGGGAGGACAGCAUUGGCCACACAGAAGGAGGUGCAACACUGGCUCCUGCAGCUGGCUUUGGAGCUGGAAUCCAGACUGAUUAAGGACAGGAGUCAGCACAACCGGGUGGCCAAGCAGCUGAUGGUGGUCAUCCGCAUGCAGGGAGACACCCGGGUGUCACGCUUCUGCGCUCUGUCCCGCUAUGAAGCCCAGAAGAUGUGCAACGAUGCCUUUGCCCUCAUUCAAAACUGCAACGUGGCUGGGGCUCACCAGGUGGCCUGGUCUCCACCGCUCAUAUCAGUGCUUCUCUCAGCAAACAAGUUCUCGGAGCCUGCUACACUCCUCUCUGCAGGCAUUGCCACCUUCCUGACCAGUGAUACCCAGCCCGAUAACACUGCUACCACCAGCCAAAAUGCCACAUCCUCUGGGAGGCCCAGAGUCAAAUUUUUUAGGAGCCCAAGCAAAGAUCUUAAGCAGAAGCCUGCUAAUGCUAUUGAGUCGUUCUUCCAGAAGGUGGCAGAAAAGCAGCAGUCACAGGUAGUAGCACCAGUCCGAACGCCAGCUGUUACCAGCGCAGAGUCACCUUUGCCCAGCUCCCCAGAGCACCAAGAGGGAGGUGACGCUAGACUUGUCUCUGUGCAGUGUGACCUGGAGUCCUCUGUGAAGCAGAGUCCUGGAGAUAGGAGCCCUACUUCUCCCUAUAAGAGGCUUCCGUGUGAGAAGUCAUUGACUGGUGCUACACAAACACCCUCGACUCCACCCAGCUCGAGAACCCUUCUGAAAUUGGAGCCAGCUAUGGAGGGAAAUGAGCAGAAUUUGCCACCCUCUCCUGAGCUUGCCAUACUCCCUCCUUCCUCACCAGGGGAGCAGCAGCACUGUGAGAAGUGUGGCCAGCUUGUGCUGGUGUGGGAGUUCCCAGAGCACAUGGACUAUCACUUUGCUCUGGAGCUUCAAAACUCCUUCCUGGAGGCCAGUGCUCCCACAGCUCCAGCAGCACCUCACAGCCCAAAGGCUGCAGCUUCCAGGUCUCCUGCCAAGGCAAAGAACAGGCCAAGAAUUCCAACAGGCUCUAGCGCCAAGCGCCCCAGAGAAGGUGCGACUCGAACUCUGGAUUUUUUCUUUAAGCGCUUACCUCCUUAACUCCCAGCCUUGCUAGGAGCUUUUAUUUAAUCCAUGGUUUUAAAGCAGCAGUGGAUUUAAAUACAGGUGAAAGGUUUUAUAAUGCCUGCCAUUUUUUAACGUAAAAGAGUCUAAUAAAUUAUUUCUACCACAAGUCUAA